GUUGAUUAACGUAAUUACGUAGUACGUGUCUAAGCACGCAACGUACUUGUCCCUGUUCUGUUGACUGGGAAGCCCCUAGCGCGGAGCUGCCAACGCCCGGCGUCAAGACACAAAUAGAGGAUACGAUCUUGAAUGAGUAGCGGAGACAGUAAAACACAACCAUGCAGACCAUCAAGUGUGUUGUAGUGGGGGACGGAGCUGUGGGUAAAACCUGCCUGCUCAUCUCCUACACCACAAACAAGUUUCCUUCUGAAUAUGUACCUACGGUGUUUGAUAAUUAUGCAGUAACUGUAAUGAUUGGAGGCGAGCCCUACACUCUGGGCUUGUUUGAUACAGCAGGUCAGGAAGACUACGACAGGUUACGACCUCUGAGUUAUCCCCAGACAGAUGUCUUCCUCGUCUGUUUCUCCGUCGUGUCCCCCUCCUCCUUUGAAAACGUCAAAGAAAAGUGGGUUCCAGAGAUCACCCACCACUGUCCAAAGACACCCUUCCUGCUAGUUGGGACUCAGAUUGACUUGCGGGAUGACCCUUCCACUAUAGAGAAGCUGGCCAAGAACAAGCAAAAGCCCAUCACUCCGGAGACAGCCGAGAAGCUGGCGAGAGAUCUCAAGGCUGUGAAAUAUGUCGAGUGCUCAGCCCUCACGCAGCGAGGGCUGAAGAAUGUAUUUGACGAAGCUAUCCUAGCUGCCCUAGAGCCACCUGAGACGCAGAGAAAGAGGAAAUGCUGUAUAUUUUAAACGCUGCUGUUUAACACUGCAUUCAUUCAUUCAUUCAUUCAUUCAUUAACCUCAUUCAUCUCUCUCCUUCCCCCUCUCUCUGGAUCUACAUGUGCUGCUUUUAAAAUCUAGACCAAUCUCACUAACCCAUCCAUCAGUUGGCUUCUGAUCUAACUCCAGACCACUACUCUGUAGACCCAGCCUACUACUCUGUAGACUCAGACCACUACUCUGUAGACUCAGACCACUACUCUGUAGACCCAGCCUACUACUCUGUAGACUCAGACCACUACUCUGUAGACUCAGACCACUACUCUGUAGACCCAGCCUACUACUGUGUAGACCCAGCCUACUACUCUGUAGACUCAGACCACUACUCUGUAGACCCAGCCUACUACUCUGUAGACUCAGACCACUACUCUGUAGACCCAGCCUACUACUCUGUAGACUCAGACCACUACUCUGUAGACCCAGCCUACUACUCUGUAGACUCAGACCACUACUCUGUAGACUCAGACCACUACUCUGUAGACCCAGCCUACUACUCUGUAGACUCAGACCACUACUCUGUAGACCCAGCCUACUACUCUGUAGACUCAGACCAAUACUCUGUAGACCCAGCCUACUACUCUGUAGACUCAGACCAAUACUCUGUAGACCCAGACCACUACUCUGUAGACCCAGACCACUACUCUGUAGACCCAGACUACUACUCUGUAGACCCAGACCACUACUCUGUAGACCCAGACCACUACUCUGUAGACCCAGACUACUACUCUGUAGACCCAGACCACUACUCUGUAGACCCAGACCACUACUCUGUAGACCCAGACGUCACAUCUUACUCCUGGGGUGUUAACGUACGUCACAUCUUACUCCUGGGGUGUUAACGUACGUCACAUCUUACUCCUGGGGUGUUAACGUCACAUCUUACUCCUGGGGUGUUAACGUCCGUCACAUCUUACUCCUGGGGUGUUAACGUACGUCACAUCUUACUCCUGGGGUGUUAACGUACGUCACAUCUUACUCCUGGGGUGGUAACGUACGUCACAUCUUACUCCUGGGGUGGUAACGUACGUCACAUCUUACUCCUGGGGGGGUACUUCCCAACUGUAUUUUUCCUAGUUCCCUACUUUGGGCCAGAGCUUAGUACCGCGGCCCCCGGCCAACAGUGCAGGACCUAAUGGUUGUAGUCGGUCUCUCCCUCGGUUCUGUAGUGGUUGGUGUGAGACAGUGGAGCGGUCUCACAGAGGACGCAGGACCUAAUUGUUGUAGUCGGUCUCUCCCUCUGUCCUGUAGUGGUUGAUGUGAGGAGGGUUUGGACCAAAGGAAGGGCGGGGGCUUCACAUUGCUCCACACUAAACAGAGCUUCCAUUUCUAAUGCUAAUGUAUUUUUGUACUACUGUUGAUGUUUGAUUAAACAGAACUUGGAGUCUGACUAUGGUUACAAGUAAGGCUUUUAAGUACUCGAGUCAUAUGUAGGGAGUGUUUGGCCAUUUUGACAACAUAACCACUGAAUAGAGUCUUUCCUGUUUGGUACCUUAAUGGUACGGUCAUAUUGAUCUGGUGUAAAGCUCAGCUACACUUGAUGUUUCUUAAAUUUGUAAUUUUCUGAAAAAUGCUUUCUUGUUGACUUAUUUGGCCCAACUUUCUCUAUAUAUGACACUUGUGCCAUUACUUGGUGAAUAUCCUGCUGUCUUGGAAGUCCAGAUACUAACAAAAAAAGAAGCUUAUAAUUGUGUAAAAUGACCUGUGAAAUCAAUUAAUAAAGGACAAAUGAACUUGC
Perca fluviatilis (European perch) is the source of this 2502-nucleotide messenger RNA. RefSeq names its product cell division cycle 42 (gene cdc42). The coding region runs from base 162 to 737 and encodes 191 amino acids. NCBI's taxonomy places the organism in Eukaryota, Metazoa, Chordata, Actinopteri, Perciformes, Percidae. The record is from RefSeq and is a predicted model, not a curated record. The transcript has 6 exons. Gene Ontology annotation, cellular component: dendritic spine. Gene Ontology annotation, molecular function: GTPase activity; GTP binding. Gene Ontology annotation, biological process: modification of synaptic structure; small GTPase-mediated signal transduction.